Epinephelus lanceolatus (giant grouper) is the source of this 4450-nucleotide messenger RNA. NCBI's taxonomy places the organism in Eukaryota, Metazoa, Chordata, Actinopteri, Perciformes, Serranidae. The record is from RefSeq and is a predicted model, not a curated record.
GGGAAAAAAGAAGAAUGGCAAAGGAGGAAAGGAAGGAAGGAGGAAAAAGGAAAAACACGGGAAGAGAGGAUGGAUGGAAGGAAGAAAGGAAGGACGGAAGAUGAGUAAAGAUGAAAGGGAGGAAGGAACAAAGGACGAACAAGACAAAACAAGGAAGGAAAGGACAGAAGAGGAAGGAUGAAGAUGGAAAAAGAAUGGAAUAAGAACCAAGUAAGGGAGGUAAGAAGAAGGGAUGAAGAAAGAAAGAAAGGAAGUUAGGAAGAAAGAAGGGAUGAAGAUGAGUAGAGGAAGAGGAAGGAUGGAACGAGUCAGAUAAAGAGCUCACAUCCAUCAUGAGAUCAGAGAGAAGCUGAUGACGUUGCAGCUGAACCUGUCGGAGGAGCUUCUCACUCACCUCAUCUCUCCAGAGGGAAGGAGACGACAGGUAAAGGCCACUGAUGGGCUCUAUGUUGUCUUAGAUGAGUUUGUCCAGUGAUCGCUCAGGUCAAAGGUCAAAGGAGCUGACAGCGGACGACGACACUCGGCAGGGUAAAGGUGCAGCUGCUGCCCGGCGCCCCCUGCAGGCCAAAUGUGGCGUCUGUAAAUGAUAAAGUGACGUGUUUGUGUCAGGGUGAUGGGCCGCCGGGCAGCGUCUGAUAAAAGGCCCCCCACCUACCUGCUGUGGCACCUCGUGUCCCUCGUGUUUGAUCUGAGUCUCACUCAGUGAUUUGUGAAGUUGGUGAAUACGGCGGUUUCAAGACUGCUACUGAUUCUGACUCUGCCCUGAUAGUCCAGUGGUGAAGGAGCUGAAGUCACGAAACCUGGUGUCUGUUGUUGAAUCGUGGUUGUAGAUGAGGCAAAGCAUAACUCCAACCGUUUUGGAUUUCUGGAGAGAACGCAGAUUCGGGGGGAAGCUGACCGACAGCAGCAGAUCAUGUGUGAGAUGUUGAAAUGAGUCUGAGUGGAUAAUAAACUUAAGACUGAAGUUCAACAUCAUGACUCAAACUGAGUCACGAUGUUUCCAGCCUACGGGAACAAGUUUGUUGCAAAUGUGAACACGCUGAGCUUCAGACUGCACCUCCACCUGGAUGAAUCAUCCUGAUGCAGCAAGCGAACAACCUUCCAAAUCCCUCUGAAUCCUCCACGCUGGACCUUUAAAUCCCACGGCAGAAACUAGGUGACUGCAGAGCAGCGACCAUGCAGCCAUCUUAUUGGGGUCGAUAUGUGUCAACAUAUAAAUCAUUCCACAACCAGAAACCAUGGAUCACCAGAACCAUCUGGAAACAUGGACGAUUAAACAGCAGCAGCAACGAUCAACAAGCUGAAAACACAGCACACACUGAAUAGGACCGUCUGCACUUUGUCUCAUGGCUGCAGAUGCAACCUUCAUCAACAAGAGGACAUCAGUCCAGAUCCAUUUUUCUCCUUUUCCAGAAGACAGAAAAGCAUCCCGCACAACCGAGGAAGAGUGCACGCACUCAACAAAACAGCUCCUGGAUGAAUGACACUUGUUUGUGAAAUAACAUUCCUCUUAUCAGCCUGGAAGCCGUGAGACAGAGUGUGUGACUGUAAAAUGGAGCUGCCGGCUGAACACAUAUGACCAGACAUGGAGGUCGUCAACACCACACAGGACAAGCUCCUCCUCCCGCCCCUGCCGGACUAUGACCUGAAUGCUGGCAGCGCUAACCCGCCGGUGUUGCCUCCGCUGGUGUUAGAGGGAGUGAAUUUUCCAGAGGACCCCAUUAAACUGCUGAGUGUGCAGGUGGUGUUGAUCUUGGCCUACAGCACCAUCAUCGUGCUGGGCGUUCUGGGGAAUUCUCUGGUCAUCUACGUCAUCUACCGCUUCAAGACGCUCCGAACUGUCACCAACUUCUUCAUCGCCAACCUGGCUGUUGCCGACCUGCUGGUGAACACGCUGUGCCUCCCCUUCACCCUCGUCUACACUCUGCAGGGAGAGUGGAAGUUCGGCAGCACCCUCUGCUUCCUGCUGCCCUACGCCCAGGGGCUCGCCGUGCACGUUUCCACUGUGACACUCAACGUCAUCGCCCUGGAUCGCCACAGGUGUAUCGUGUACCACCUAGAAACCAGGAUGCGUAAGGACGUGUGUUUUGGGGUGAUCGCUUUGACCUGGGUGCUGAGCGCCGUGCUCGCCAGCCCUCUGGCCAUCUUCAGAGAGUACGGCUCCUUCACCCUGGAACCUGGACACACCAUACAGGUGUGCACGGAGAAGUGGCCCGGUAAAAACACAGACGGGACCGUCUACAGCAUCUCCAUGUUGAUCCUGCAGUACUUCCUGCCGCUGUCCAUCAUCUCCUUUGCCUACGCCCGCAUCUGGUCCAAACUGCGCGGCCACGUAAGCCCAGCAGAGAGCGGCGGCAGCAGCAGCGCCGGCUCUGAGCGCCACCGCCGGCGCCGCAAAACCACCAAGAUGCUGGUGACCAUGGUGGUGGUGUUCGCUGUCAGCUGGCUGCCCUUCCACGCCUUCCAGCUGGCCACGGACAUCGACAGCACGGUGCUGGACAUGCGCGACUUCCGCCUGCUCUACACCAUCUUCCACGUGGUCGCCAUGUGCUCCACCUUCGCCAACCCGCUGCUGUAUGGCUGGAUGAACCGCAACUACCGGGCAGCCUUCCUUGCCGUCUUCAAGUGUCGCAGGGGAGGGGAGAGGGGGAGGAGUGGCCGGUUGGACAGCAUUCACCCUGUAGGAGGAGGAGGAGGAGGAGGAGGAGGAGGGAGGGCGAAGAAGAUAGUCCUGGAGACUCAGGAUGUGGUGUCCACCCACCUGAACGCCACUGAUGUGUGAGCGCCUGAGGGAGGUGGAAACGAAGAGGAUGAUGGAGGAGGGAUGACAGGAAAAUGAUGGAGAGAUGACGGAGGAAGAGGCGGCAAGGAAAAGAAAAAUCACAGUCAGGAAAUCUUUUGUUCCCCAGAAGACAAUAGACGAGAAAAGAAAACGAGAUUCCACACGGAGACGGAGACAGCGGGGAGAUAAAGAUGUGAGAAAAAAUAGAAACAACAGAGUGAGAGGGAGGCGACGGAGGGAUUGAAGAGUUUUUGGAAGCCCAAAAUAGACGAGGAGGCAGAGACGAGCAGGGAUUAGAGGAAGAAGAAUGACAGGAGAGGAGAAGACAAACUGCUGAAUGACUCAAGGUCUCCUCGACCAAUCGAAGCACCGUCCCUCUGAGGACGUGACCUCAUCACGACAGAGGAUUUGUUCAAGUGACAUUCAGCUUCGCAUGAAGGAUUUGUGACACUGACAAAGUGGUGUUGGAGUGGCUUUGAUUUUCUGAUGACAAAAAUUUUCCGAGACGUUUGAUGGAAAACUUAAGAUUGUUUCCUCGACAGUGACGUAAAAAAAAACAACCUUGGACUUUAAUCUCGUCAAAAUAGGGCUUUACUCCAUCUUCAUUCCACAUGUGAAGCAUUUAGCUCGUACAGUUAAACCCAGAGUGGCUUACAGGGGGUGGGACCAGGACGCGUAAGCAGGUCUGCGGGGAAUGAACCGGUGAAAUAUCUGCAGCAUCAGCGGCUUCCUUUUGCAGCGACGGAUAUGAGGAAUAUGAUUGUCCACGUUCUCUCCGAGGCCUCCGGGGGCCGUGCAAAAACAAAUUUGUCAGGUGAAAGAAAAGCCAAACAAAAAAAAAAAAAAAGUCACGGAUUUUGAAGUGCGAGGGGAGGACGAGGAUGCAUGAUGCAAGCUUUGUGAAAUCUCAAGACAUUGUUAUGUAAUGAAACUGUGUUUAAUGUGGAUUAUCCUGCAAAGAGAGAUGGAUGUAAGAGUGUGACACAGAAAAGGCAGAGGUGGACAUUAUGAGGAAGAGGGGGAAAGAAGGGAGAGAGCACUCAAAACACUGAUGCAUCAACUUUUAGUUUUGUAGAUGAAGGACAGAGAGCAAAGAGUGACAGGAGGGCGGGAGGGACAAAGCAGCGAGAGGAUCAAAGUCAAAUGUGGGAUAAUGAGGAAAAAGAAAAGAAACUUCAAACAAAAAGGCAGCAAUUUAGUGUGAAGUGAGACAAGAGCCUCACUUACAAGUGAACACAUGAAUGUUUGAUAAAACUUAAUUUGGUUCUUGACAGUUCUUUCUGUUGUCGACAGGUGACAUGCUCCCACCUGUCUGUCGGGUUCACAGCAGGGUGAAACCAAAUCACUUUUCAGAGUGUCUCUCUGUGACUUCAGAUACAUUCAUCUGAUUUAGACGAGAAGGGAUUCGUUAAAUUUGGGCGUCUGCACAUUUGGCUGCUCAUUUUGAGUUACGCUUCAAUUAAAGUUCCAUUACAGAGGUUAAUCAGCACGACACAAUAGAUAUGAAGAUCGUUAAAAUAUGAUUAUUCACACUGAAGUAAAUCGAACUUCAGGGACCAACCCAGUCUCCAGAAAAACUGUCGUCAUUAUAUAGUUAUAACUGCAUUUUAAUUUGUGUUACAUUUUACAUUUUAACAACACUGUGUGGUCAGGUUUAGGCUUAAAGGG